Molecule: messenger RNA, 1071 nt
Organism: Saccoglossus kowalevskii
Lineage: Eukaryota; Metazoa; Hemichordata; Enteropneusta; Harrimaniidae
Product: tyramine receptor ser-2-like
Source: RefSeq, a predicted model, not a curated record
AUGGUGGUUUGCGAUUUAGCUAUCACCAUUUUUCUCAUACCGUUUAUGAUUGCGUCUGCCGCUUCGCAGCAAUGGGUGUUUGGAGACACAGUGUGCCAGCUCGUUGGCUACCUGAAUGUUGUAUUUGUAUCUGUAAAUAUCUUCACCCUAACUAUUGUGUCAUUCAAUCGUUACUUCAUCAUUCGCUUCCCGUUCCGUUACCAACGUUACUUUGAAAACAAGAGUGGCAGCAUCCCAAUCGCCAUGAUUUGGAUCAGCUGUGUCGUGAUCGCCUUCCCGCCACUCCUUGGAUGGGGCACAUAUGAUUUUUUAAUUGCUAAAGCUACGUGCACGAUUGUGUGCAAUUUGGAAGAAACAGAAGAAGGAUACACGAUGGUGCUUGGCGUACUGACAGGUGCAUUACCGAUUUGCGUUUUUAUCUGGUCUUAUGUAAACAUUGCGUGCGUCGCGUAUCGUCAUUCUAGAAAACCAAUUGUGCUGGGAAGUCUGGGACCAGGGUUACGCUCUGUCAAAAUUACAAACAACCGGGACUUCAAAACAACGCGGACGUUAUUUUUCAUAAUGUUCACAUUUUUGUUAUGCUGGUUGCCGUAUUACGUCAUUUAUAAUGUUCACAGUUUCGGAGGAUACGUCCCACGCACGGUGGACACGGUUGCAACGUGGCUUGCCUUUAGUACGUGUGCGUUGAAUCCGUGCAUUUUCGGAUUCUCGGAUAGAUGCACGAAAAGGGACGCACAACAAGCUCAAUGUGAAGUACGCGGGGACGCACAACAAGCUCAAUGUGAAGUACGCGGGGACACACCACAAGCUCAAUGUGAAGUACACGGGGACACACCACAAGCUCAAUGUGAAGUACACGGGGACACGCAAGCUCAAUGUGAAGUACACGGGGACACACAACAAGCUCGACGUGAAGUAGACGGGGACACACAACAAGCUCAAUGUGAAGUACGCGGGGACACACCACAAGCUCAACGUGAAGUACACGGGGACACGCAAGCUCAAUGUGAAGUACACGGGGACACACAAGUUCAAUGUGAAGUACACAGGGACACCACAAGCUCAAUGUGA